CUGUCGAUUCGGACACAGUUGUUGCAUGAGUUCAGAUCAUUAAUUUGGAAUCAUUUGGACUUUAUGUUUACAGAAUAUCAGUGUUUAUGUCACAAUGUUCUUGUAUUUUAACGUUUUGAUCGUAGUUGUCAUCUUCAUCAGCGGUUGCUGUCAAGGAAACGUUCGUACGUUAACAUUUACUGAACAUGUAGAAGUCAAAGAGAAAACAGUAAACUUCCCUGCGUCCAAGACGGUAGGAAAAGUUUCGAGAAGAUACUGUGCCAUAUUAUGCAGCACCAGUAACACGUGCGGGUCGUUCUUCUAUGAUGGCAAUAACCAAACAUGUCAUUUGCAUGAUUUUGUAUUUCCAACUGCCGCUGUGACUACUUCAAGUCCAUCGACAAGAUACUAUAUUCCAAGUUGUGAUGAAAGUACGCCACCGUUUUCGAAUACCACCCUGCUAUCUCUGAAUGGCGCACCGAACAUUAAAGCUGGUUGUGUUAAAUCAGGGGAUCUGUCUGAUAUAGCCUGUGCAUCACAUGGACAUUUUAUGAUUUACGCCUGUAAGAAGCCUGAAUCGUGUGCGGAUAUCAAGAAGUUAAUAAAUCCCCCCAUGGAUGGUGACUACUGGCUAUACCCUCCGGGACUUGGGGGUCAGGAGAGAGUCCGCAUCUACUGCCACAACAUGAGCACCACCCCGGAAGAAUUCAUCAGUCUACCUAUCCCCAAUAGUGGUAACUACCCAAACGAAGAGUUGAUACCAUGUUCUGGGCCUAAGAAGUACAGAGUCAUCGGUGACGGUUGGGGCUCGUGGACUUACAACAAAAUCAAGUUGGACUUAACGACACUGGUGGUUAAUCCAACCGAUCGCACCUUUGCAACAUGGAUUGGGACUCCACAAGACUACGGCGUGUCCUUGGACUGCUACCACAACCAUGGCACAACUCGUAGUCCAUGCGGUCCAGUAGGAACCUUCACAAUAGACACAUCUGGGACCGGAUUCCGUGUCAACCCUUCCCUGUCAUGGAAAUCGGUCGGUUGGAUGCCGUGGACCAUUUUCUCUCGUGCCAGCAAUGGCUUGGUGGUGAACUUGAACUGUGGAGGAUACUGCGGGGGUUGUGCUCCUGACGGUCUUCUCACACUCCAGCUAUAUAAAGCAGAUGAGCCACCUUUAUCCGAGGCAACAGUAAGUCCAGUGAUCUUCGAAGUGGCCCGGAAGUUACCAUAGUUUGGAGUCAUGUAAGCUGCUCAUAGAAAUACAAGGGGACAGACUUGCGUUGGUGCGUUUAUUCCAUAAUACGCAUUUGUUAUGACAGGGCUUGCUAUUAAUGUUAUCUUGAAUGUUAGAAUUGUUUUGUUUGAAAGUAAAAUCCUUAUUUGUUACAAGCCUACCGUAUUUUUGUGGAUAUCUCAGAAUACACAAUUACAUCCACGUAACAUCAAAGUUUGUAUGUGUGAAUAAUAAACUGAUGAUAUUCUUGAACGAAUUUCUUCGAUGAAUUUGCCUACGUAAGGAUACAUUCGAGCAUAACCUACAAGCUUCGAGGAAUAUGCUCUUCUGGAGCUGUAUUUAAGUGUUGUUGGAAAGUAUAGUGCCACGGAACUGUACCUCACGUGGAUAUAUAGCCAACAGAUUAAAAUGUGUACAAAGACAUCAUAUAACAAAAGUUCCUGUCACCUUGUCAGCAUUUGGGAUACCAUAACACACAAUCAACCAAAUCAAUGAAACUGACAUCCCUAUCCAGGUGGUUUUAGGACAUAUCAUUGGGACUGGAAUCCACACCGGUUUACGUGGCCAAACAUGCAUUAUUCCUUAUAUGUAAAUAUAUUUUUAGAGUAGAUAUUGUUAUACUGGAAUAGAGAACCCUGUUAUGUACACACAAGGGUAGUGAUGACAAUCAUCGGUGAAGUCAGUGACAUAAACAAAGGAUGAAGCCAUUAAUAUAAACAACGGGAUUAUGGCUGAUUGGGGUCUUUGGUGAGUUGAUGGUAUGCCGGGUAGCCUUGGUCACGGUUGAUUGCCUCCAGUAUAACAAUAUCUACUCUACUGUAUAAACAUUGCCUCCUACUUGUAUAUAUACGUGCCAACCACAUUCUGUA
Messenger RNA from Haliotis rufescens (red abalone), 2079 nucleotides. RefSeq lists its product as uncharacterized. The transcript has 6 exons. Lineage: Eukaryota; Metazoa; Mollusca; Gastropoda; Lepetellida; Haliotidae. Bases 95 to 1207 code for a protein of 370 amino acids. Gene Ontology annotation, molecular function: metalloendopeptidase activity; zinc ion binding. The record is from RefSeq and is a predicted model, not a curated record.